AUGGACGUCGACGUCAAAUAUGUUGACUUUGUAGUGUAUCGUAUUCAAGAUACAUGUAUUUUAAUAUAUCACUAUCUAUCUCACUUACUCAAUCUAUUUGCCUAUCUAUCAAUCUCUAUCUAUUUACCUAUAUUAAUCACUCACUCUAUCCAUCUAUCUAUCUAUCUAUCAAUCUCAAUCACUCUCUCCAUCUAUCUACCUAUCAAUCUCAAUUAUUCACUCACUCUAUCUACCUAUCUCAAUCACUCACUCUAUUCAUCUAUCUAUCUAUCUAUCUAUCUAUCUAUCUAUCUAUCUAUCUCAAUCACUCACUCUCUCUAUCUAUCUACCAAUCUAUCUAAAUCACUCACUCUAUCCAUUUAUCUCAAUCACUCACUCUAUCUAUCUAUCUAUCUAUCUAUCUAUCUAUCUAUCUAUUUCAAGAACAGCAACCUCGCCACGGGGCACAACUGCCCGGGCCCGGGAAACAGCUACCCACCCUCGGGAAACAACUGCCCGGUCCCGGUGAGCAGCUGCCCAGUCGUUGGGGACAGCUACCCGGCCCCGGGGAAAAACUGCCCGGUCCAAGGGAACAGCUGCCCGGUCCAAGAGAAUAGCUGCCCGGUCCUGGUGAGCGGGUGCUCGAAACCAUACCCCGUCAUUCCACUAAAGAGGUGGGAUCGGUAA
Molecule: messenger RNA, 666 nt
Organism: Acanthosepion pharaonis
Lineage: Eukaryota; Metazoa; Mollusca; Cephalopoda; Sepiida; Sepiidae
Source: the annotation of a GenBank genome assembly